Pelagomonas calceolata is the source of this 876-nucleotide messenger RNA. The record is from the annotation of a GenBank genome assembly. Lineage: Eukaryota; Pelagophyceae; Pelagomonadales; Pelagomonadaceae.
AGCUUGGACCAAAACGCCCUUAAGCGCGGCAUCUACCAGCCAUUAGUGGUUGCUGCGGUGCCUCUACGCCACCAGUAUAGCUGCAGAACGACCACGCAAGUUUCGGCUGGCGAAUCGCGGUCAAACCGGACCUACAAGCACUUGACGCCUCAGUGCCUGUGCAAGAGCUCUCACGCGACGUACAAGAGCUGCUCACGCGACGUCAACAUGACCCUCCGCGGCGUGCUCACGCUGCUGCUCUGCGCCCACGCUGCGGCACUCGUAACACCACCGCGACGACGACAACACACGCUCUGUCAAGCGAAGAAGAAGGAAAAGAAGGGCUUUGACUACAAGCCUCCGCCCAAGCCGCCGGCGAAAAAGGCCCUCACCGACGACGUCGGUGUGGCGGCCGCGACGACGCCCGAGGGCAACUCACAACUUUUGCAGACCUUGCUGGCGGAAGAAAAGGACCGCGCCCAAGUGCAAACGGAAGCCAUGGAGGAUUUGAAGGAGCGCGACGCCUACGUCGCCGAAAAGGGAGUGGAAGCCGCAAGGGUGCCCGACGCCGUCGCCAAUAGGAUGAUCCUGCGCAUGGCGACGUUCGGGGGCGUCCCCGUGUUCCUGGGCAUCGGCGUGUUUGUGUGGUUCUACUUCCAGGCGACAAAUGAGGACAACGUCUUCCAGCCGACGGCGGUCGCGGCCGCGACGACCGUGCCCUGGGUGCUGGGGUUGUUGGGGAUCGGCUUCGGCGCUUUGUCGGCGUCCUGGGACGAGGAGGACGAGGGCUCGGCGCUCGGCGUCGACGAGAUCAAGCUGAACGUGGGGAGACUGGUGGACGGCGUCCAGCGCUCGGCGAAGGACGAGCUGAUGCGCGAGAAGAUGGAUAAGGAGUAG